Mycosarcoma maydis (corn smut) is the source of this 1758-nucleotide messenger RNA. RefSeq lists its product as uncharacterized. NCBI's taxonomy places the organism in Eukaryota, Fungi, Basidiomycota, Ustilaginomycetes, Ustilaginales. Bases 1 to 1758 code for a protein of 585 amino acids. The transcript has a single exon. The record is from RefSeq and is a predicted model, not a curated record.
AUGAGGCUGCCUAAUCUGACACUGCUCGUAUGGGCAGCCACAUCCGUCGGCUUGGUGUCGGCUCUUCCACAAGUCUCUUACAAAGCUGACGCCACCGCCUCUGCUCCCACAGUCAAACUCCACCAAGGUACUGUGCGCGGCUUGGCCGACGACAAUUAUGGCCUGGAACAAUUCUUUGGCAUUCCCUAUGCCAAGCCACCCGUCGGCUCGCUCCGAUUUGCCAAGCCACAGCCUCUCGGCCCAGCCUCGUCCCACAAAACGGUCAUCGACGCUACUCGAUUCGGCGACAUCUGUAUGCAGACUGUUGCACCCUCGCCUCUCUAUAACAUGAGCGAAGACUGUCUCAAUCUCAAUGUCGUUCGUCCCAAAGGAACAACGGCCAAGGACAAGCUUCCGGUGCUGGUUUGGAUCUAUGGUGGGGCGUUCAGGCAAGGCUCAACGCCCAUUUACAACGCCAGCGAAUUGGUGCAGAAGAGCGUCGAGAUUGGCAAGCCGAUUGUAUUUGUUGCGAUCAGCUAUCGAGUGGGUCCAUUCGGCUUCAUCGGUGGAUCCGAGAUUGCUGACAGUGACUCGGCUACCAGCAACGCAGGGCUGUAUGAUCAGAGAUUGGGACUCAAGUGGAUUCGCCACAACAUUGGCAAGUUUGGAGGUGACAAGAACAGGGUCACUCUGUUCGGUCAGAGUGCGGGCGCGAUGAGCAUUGCUCUGCAGAACUUUGCCUAUGAUGGUAACAACCACGGGCUUUGGCAUGCCGCGAUCAUGAACUCGGGCGGAAUUGCUCCGGGUCCACUGUUAACGCCCAAACACCCUACGGUGGAACAGAGCUUCAAGAGGCUGGCCAAUGGCGUUGGAUGUACAGGAGGAUCACUGCUCCGGUGUCUGCGUAAAGCAAACGCGAGUGAGGUUCAGACCGUGGCCAGUAAUCUGACUGCUCAAGCCGGCGGAACAUUUCCCAUUCCUGGAGCGCUUGCGUGGUUGCCACUGGUCGACUACGAGCUCAUCACCAACUAUCCCAGUGUCAACCUUCCGCAAGGUAAACUGGCCGACAUCCCGGUGAUCCAAGGAAACGCUCUGGACGAAGGAACAUCUUUUGCCCAGAAACAGCUCAACAGCAGCGCCGAUUUCGAACGGUGGGUCAGAAGCGCUGCUGUCAUCCACAACACUUCGUACACCGAGCAAGCGCUUCAAAAGGUCUUUGAACUCUACCCAGAUGUUCCUGAGCAGGGCUCGCCAUUCUACAAUGCGGAGACGGCCACUUCUGCUGCUACCACGUCGGACCUCAAUUCGCGCCAGUAUCCACCUUUGACCAGCAAUCAGUACAAGCGUUCAGCGGCGUUCUUUGGCGACUUCACUUUCCAGGCGCAGCGACGAACUUAUCUCAAGGCGGCAACCUUGGGCUGGAAGAAGAACAAGGCCAAAGUAUGGUCCUACGAGUUCCAGCAGAACGACAAGUUUGCUAAUGGGACUGGAUCGCCGUUGGGCCCAUACCAUGGUGCUGAUGUCAAGUACUAUUUUAUUCGACCUGAUGGAAGGCAGAAGGACCCCGUCUUGGCCGAUAGAAUGCCUAGGGCGUAUAUCAGUUUCGUGUAUCACCAUGAUCCCACGGUGCUCGGUGGUUUCGAAUGGCCGCCCUACGGAAAAGGCAAGAAGCUGCUGCAGAUGAAAGGUGACAACACGACAGUGAUCGAGGAUGCCUAUAGGAAGGAGGCGAUGGAUGCGCUGACCAACAGGAAAGCUGCCAAGGUGUUUGGCUUCUAA